Prorocentrum cordatum is the source of this 6888-nucleotide messenger RNA. Lineage: Eukaryota; Dinophyceae; Prorocentrales; Prorocentraceae. The record is from the annotation of a GenBank genome assembly.
AUGGCGCGCAGUCUGGAGCAUCGCGUCCUGCAGCGCAGCCAGGUCCUGACCCUACCGGAACCGCCGCUGGUGCAGCUUCAAUCCCUGCAGCAAGCGGCGCUGCGGGCCUGGCCACCGCGCAACCUGCCCAUGUCGCUCCUGCAUCAGGCGCUUGCCCUGGACUCGGAUGCACCUCUGAAGAUACUUGUAUCCAUCGCGUGCGGCAGGUUGGCCAGGGCGGAUGCGCGGGUCCGGAGCUGCAGGGGCGGACGUCCUGGCAUCUCGCUCGAGCGCGUGCGCGCGCUUGCCCGGCGAGGCCCGCGCCAGAACACAGAUGUGGACCGCGCAGGAGCAUCGUGGGCCAUCCUGCGAGGAGCAGGGCAGCGCACGAGACCGAAGGACGAGCGGUGGACGUCCGAGCGACGGCACGACGUCAGCACUUUCGUGGUGGAGGUCGCGGUGCUGGACGCGUCUGGCUCGCAGCGCGAGUGCACGGUGGUCGGCAUGGAUGCCGAGAGGGAGAUCGCUCAGGUGCUGGAUGUCGACAUAUUACUUCUCAACGGCACGCGAGUUCAAGAGUGGCCCGACCGCCAGUACCACGUGCAGAACCUCCCAGCGCAGCAGAAGAGCACCGAGUUAGCCAUGCAGUACCUGCACUCAAGACUAUCAUGUACGCCAGCGAGAUGCACACCCAUAGGGGGCUUCGACAUCAACUCAGGGUUUGGACUGGCCAACGGAGCAUAUGGCAAACUUGAUAUGGAGGAGACGUGCUUUGGGGCCUUCCACCUGAAGCGGAGUGGAUUCACAGGCAACAAGCUCUACGAGACCCUAUCUUAUUUGGAUAUGGCGUGUGUGAACUCAUACUUUCCCGAAGCAGGACCCACCUUCUUCGGCCCCAUCAGCGACACCAGCACGCUGGACAUCGGCAUCAGUGCGUCAUCUCUGCUGGAAGGCGUAAAGACAUGCACGGUCGCCUGGAAGCGCGGCCACAAAUUACAAUCUCUACGCCCACGCUGGGACUAUACGAAGAUGGCGCAAGCUCUGCAGCACGGCGUUGUGCGACUCGAAUUUCACCGAGAUUUGGACGAAAAGAUGACGAACAUCACCCACCAGCUGGCCGAGCACGCAGAACACGCGCAUCCUGAUUAUGACUACGACCUGCGGGCAGCUACCCUGCUGGAGACCGCCCAGGACCAUCUUGGCAAGAACGGCGGCCAAAACAUCAGCGAAGAGGUAGAGCACUGGCGCAAGCUCCGACUUGAGAAAAUUCGAGCUCGCAGACACACUCGUGAGCAACUCGCCCACAUAUGGCAAGUAUACGGCAUGGCGCUAGAUCAGCACGAAGCCUAUCUAGACACCCUCAAGGCGGAAAUUCGCGAGCUAACCUACCAGAUCAGACGACCAGCACGGCAGGGCUACGCUACGCACCGCAAGCACUUGUACCAGGAGCUGGUGGAGGCCCGCAUUCGCGGGCACGCUGCAGACGCGCGCCGACUCGCUAGGCAACUGGCUGGGAAGGCGAUGGGAGUUAAGAACCGCAUCAACUGUCACCCACCGAGCUACAGGCCAACGCUGCCCGAGAUCCUCCCCCGCAUCGAGCGACCGGGACAUGAAGAAGGCAUGGGGGCCAGACACAUCGACCUACAUGCAGAAGUGGGGCAAUUUCUGGGACCACGUGAGGGUGACUUUCUACGGAUACGAACGGUUACGAUGGAGAUCACGGCGGAAACAUUAUUCCAACAGCUGCCGGCUAAGCUACGCAUGGCGAAGAAGCGGCGCAGCACCGCCAAGUGGAGCGUGCCCGUCGAAAUACUGCUGAUGAGCCUAGACCCGACCUACCUCGCAAAGGCGUUGACUACCCAGGGUGGCGCAGGCUACUUCACGCAGAGCGCUGAGGCAGCCUCGACCUAUACCACGGCCCGUUCACACCUCGUCGAGAUCCUGACCCACUGCCUCAAAGCCGACCAGCUGCCUACCAAGUCCAGCAUCACAGAGGGCAUCCUGCUCGACAAGCGGAACCAGAAGAAGAAGAUGAACAGCCAGAGGUUCAAGCGAGGCACCCAAGCAGAUUGCAUCUCGGAUUGGAAGCACAUCGCCCAGGAGCCUUUCAUCAUGUAUGACGAGCUGGAGGGCCUGCGCCAGGACGUCUCCCUGUUGGGCUUCGCCGACGACCCACUGAAUAAGAGGCUGCGCCCGACAGGUACGGCGACGGAGGCGAUGGAGAUGACUGAGUCAGGGGGCCCGAUUUGGACCCGCUUCUACGACCAGCCGAUUGACAUGUUCGGCACGAUUCCGAAGGUCCUCGACAGCGACGGCACGAUCAUCCUUCGCAUCCAGGGGCAGACUGCGGCAUGCGGCAAGCUCACAAAAGAGAAGGGCAACAAUCACGACCUGGGGCCACCUCAGAUAUACGCGAUGGGCCGAUUACUAUUGGCAGCGAAGGAGUUACCACUCGACGAUCAAGUCAAGCGCCACGUUGACCAGAUGUACGCGGACUACGACAGCUACGACAACGAGCAGAAGUGCGAGCUGGUGCUCUUCUGCAAGAUCGACCGCGCGUACGAGAAGGAGAAGAAGCGAGCGACUCUCCAGCCCGCCGUGCCCCCACCGUUCUGGCAGCAGGAGGUUUCCGCGCGGCCGCAGACGUCACCUCGGCACCCCGCCGCACCCCGCCGGAUGGCGCGCCGCGCGUCGCCGCUGCGCGCCUGGCUGGCGGCCUCGCUGUGGGUGCCCGCUGUCCGAGGCGACGUCUACCUGCACAACCCGCGGGGCUCCAACAACAAGCUCUCGGAGCAGAGCAACAACGUCGCCAACAACCAGCGCCUGUUCGACUCCCAGAACAACAACCAGGGCGGGUACCAGAUCGGUGACAACUGCCAGCCUGUCUGCCAGGACGCCAACCGCAACUACGAUGAGAGCCAGCCCGGCGCGAUGAAGGGCCAGCUGACCUUCUACGCGGGCUCCGAGCUCUACAUCGAGUGGGCCUUGCAGCACUCCUGUGGUUUCGGCAACCCAAACACAAUCUGUCAGGUGAUCCUGCAGUACAUGUGCGACAGCGAUAACCCAGGGCUGCGGGACGGCGUCAAACGAGGGAAUGAGAACACCGCCGGCGGCGAGCAGGAAAUUCCCACCGCAGAAGAGGCAGACGCCAAGAACGGGAACGGAGACUACCUUCUUGGACAGCAGGAGCCGCUGCAGUUCUACCUCGAUUGUCGCGCGCGUGAGCGGAACAAGGGCCUCUACACUGCAGACCAGAAGAUGAACGACAUCCGGGGAGCCACCGCCACGAGGCAGAAUCCGAACGGGAACGGCCCCAACCAGAGGAACGGACUCGAGUGUCCAGAGGAGCGGGACUACUACCCCUACUGGCAUCCCACACCUUGGCACGACAUCGCCGUCAUCACCGACGAGCCGGAAAGGCGGUGCGACUAUUAUCGGGCAGAGUCGCAGAACGUCAAGGCGAAGAACUAUUGCAGCGACCCGCAGCACAACAACGAAGCGGCCUGCGUCGCCAGCGGCGCGUCGUGGCAGGAGCAGCCCGCCUUCGAUGAGCCUCCGCCGCAGUGCGUCGCCGGCGUGCGGCAGCGCGACAACCACAACGGCAACUCGGAGGGAGCCCACCCGCAGUACUUCAUCUGGAAGAUCCCCGAGGGCCUGGAGGGCCGCUGCGCGCUGCGCCUGCGCUACAACAUCAGCACUGGCGAUUUCCGCCCAGGGUCCACGGCGAGCGGCGGAGGCCCCGCCGACGAGGGGCGGAGGCUCGGCAGGUUGGGCAGCGCGGCGGCGGCGAGGAGGCUGGCGGAGGAGGCCUCGGGCUCGGUGUUCCGCUCGCAGGACAUCGGGAGCGACUACUUCUUCGUCGACUCCGCGCAGAACGACCCAGACCCGGGCAGCCGCCGCCGGUCGAUCUUCACGGGGGGUCCGCCCGUCCUGCCCCAGGACCCGAUCUCCGACUUCGUCAACCUCGGUCCUGACUACCUGCUCCAGAUGAACCUGAACACGGAUCAAUACAGUCGCACCUUCCAAGACCGGACCCACAGCUUCUAUGUGAACGCUCGUCCUUCCGAGGUCCCCGACGGUGCCAGAAUUGUCAACUACAACGUGCGCGGGCGCCGCGGGAACAUCGUGCAGGUAUACCCGGCGGUCGAGUACGAUUUCGUGCCCAACGAUCUGACGGUGGAGGAAGGGGACUUCUUGCAUUUCCAGUGGACGGGUUCGGAUGCCAACAACAAGGGCAACGAUGGUAACGGCCGCCAGGGCACCGACCGCUCGAACCUGGUCCAAAUGGAUACGCGCGAGCAGAAUAUUCCGAUGUCGAAAGAAGGCCACACGUUGUUCUACGAUGCGGCUGGAGACCCCGACAACGAGGAGGGCCUGGCCAACCUCCGCAAGAUGGCCUACCUCAACCAGAACUACAUCGUCACGUGUGACCAGAACCCCAACCCCAACGAGGAUAACAGCGUGACCGAUUGCCAGCAGUUGAACGGCGCUUCGGCAUACUUUGAUGGGGGUGUGAUCGAGAUGAAGCAAGUCGGCGAGCACAAGGUCAUGAGCACAAGAAACAACGACUUCUCCAACCGAUCUCAGAAAGCCACGAUCCGCGUCGUGCCCAAAAAGUUGAAGUGGUGGGAAAUCCUGCUCGUGACUAUCGGCUCGUUCCUGGGGGCUGCUCUGGUUAGCUACCUCAGCGCUGCCGUGUACGCAUACUACAACCCACGGCCGCGGGUACUGAAGUGGUUCAUCAGGCCACAGACGUUGGAUGAGAUGGAGGCCAAGCGCAAGGCCUGCAAGUCGGGGGACAACACGGUGGCCUCCGGCCAGGUGACCGUCUUACCGGUGGCCGCAUCGUCUGCCUCGGGCCCCAGGUCGUCCCACGAUGAGAACUUCCCGUCCCCGGGGGGCUGCCUCACGAAGCCUUGGGGUAGUGACCGGGCUGGCCGCGCUCUCGUGUGCAUGGGUUGCGCAGAGGGACAAAGGCUUGCAGUCGCGAUCUACGUCAUGCUGAACAUGGUUGUCUUCUUCUGGGGCUUCUUCACGGUGGGCAGCCAGCUUAAGACUUGGGGAGUAAGCAGGAACAGCGCUUGGGCCACGGCGGCUGGUGCUGGUUACGCGCUGAGCCUCAACCUGGCCGUUGGCAUCCUGCCCUCGCUGAAAAGCCUUCACACCGCGCUCCGUGGUAGCGGCACCAUGUUGCGAGACUGGAUCCCGAUCGACGACCCGUUCAUGCUGCAAACCAAGGUUGGCAUGCUCACAGGCAUUUGGACGUGCGUGCACGUGGGAGGUCACUUCAGGCACAUCGGCGCGGUAGCACAGGGUGUGCCCCUCCAGAAGGACCCGUUGGGCGUGUGGCGGCUUACCGUUGAGCAGAUGCAGUCUGGCGCACCGGUGGCCGACCAGCUGCUAACGUGGACGAACUUCACGGGCCUGCUUGCCCUGAUGCUCCUCGUCGUGCUGUUCGUGGCGGCCGCUCCCCGGUUCGACUACGCGCAAAGGGUCUGGCCGUGCCUCAAGUUGUGUGGCGGAUUCAACAUGUACCAGCGAGCGCACAUGCUGUGGCCGCUGUUCUACCUGUUAGUGAUACUGCACGGGACGCCCCGCCUCUACGCGUGGCUCUUCUUCCCCCUGGCCUGCUACAUCCUCGACAAGCUGCUCCUCGUGCAGCGGCAGCUCUACCCAGCGGUGCUCUUCAGUGCGCGGCUGGUCGGUCAGGAUGUGCUUCACUUGGCAUUGGAGGUUCCAGAAGGAUUCUCCUACCACGCUGGCCAGUACAUUCUCCUAAACUGGCGCGGGGAGUGGCACCCUUUCACGCUGACCUCUGCGCCUGAGGAGCGACUCCUGUCGGUGCACCUCCGCGCCCCACCAGAGUACGACUGGUGCGCCGCGCUUCGUCAGCGCGUGCUCGUGGAUGCGCCGAAGGCGGCGCACACGAGCAAGCUCAGCGGAGAGCCCGCGCCGGGGACCACCGUAGAGUACGAGCCUCUCGUUCUGUCGAGCGGUACGGUCAGCGUGCCGCGGAGCGAAAGCAGACCAAAGGACGAUCCAAAGAGGGUCAACACGCGCCAUGUGGACGACCCUAUCGUCUUGCAGAUGGCGAGGCCCGUAGACGCCGGGGAUACCGUAGCCAUCAAGAUGGCAGGACCUUUCGGCCCCAUCUCGUCCAGGGUCUUCGAGUUUAGCGCCGUCAUGCUGGUCGGUGUGGGCUUCAACACCACGCCAGUCGUCUCGAUCCUACGUUCCGUGCAGAUGCGUGCGCAGCGGCGGGCGCAGAUGCUGGCCGCCACGGGCAGCAAGAGCAACGCCGACUUGUUCGGCGGUGGUGGCGACGGCACUCCCAGCGCUGCUCUCAGCAGCGACGCCAGGCUGAGGCAGAUGCGGGAGACGGCGGCCUCUCAGCAGGGUGCCAACUCAAGGUUGACGUCCGUGGUGGGUGCCUCCAGGGCCUCGGGUGCGAGACCUUCGGGCAGCGGCGGUGGUAGUGCCUGGAGCAGCGACCUCGCUGCCGCGGACCUCGUGCGGCACGCGGUCCAGGUGCCAGGCCGGAUCCACCUGUACUGGCUGGUCCGCAGCACCGCCGAAUUGCAGUGGUGCCACAGCAUGCUCGUGGGGGCCGCGGAGGGCCCCGCCAAGGCCAUCCUGCACGUGACCAUCUUCAUCGCGCCGGAGGUGGACACCACACAGCUCGAGCCGCUGCCCUGUCGGAGCGAGCAGCGUCUGCACGUGGGUCGACCGAGGUGGGGCGCCGUCUUCGAGGCUGUCAAGGCGGAGCACCCAGGCUGCAACGUCGGCGUGUUCCUCUGCGGCUCUAAUGACGUGGGCGCGAAGCUCCUGAAGCAGGCUCAGAAGAGGAGCGACCCGCCAGGCGCCGGCUCCUUGGGGACCUCCUUCUGUUACUUCAGGGAGCACUUCUGA